AGAUGAUCAAUAUCAUGCUGUCGAUUUAGAUCCAUAUGGUACACCAGCACAAUUUUUAGAUGGAGCAGUACAAUGUAUUAAAAAGAAUGGUGUUCUUUGUGUAACAGCUAUUGAUAUGCCAUUAUUAUGUGGAAAUAAUCCGCAUAGCUAA
Messenger RNA from Rotaria sp. Silwood2, 151 nucleotides. NCBI's taxonomy places the organism in Eukaryota, Metazoa, Rotifera, Eurotatoria, Philodinida, Philodinidae. The record is from the annotation of a GenBank genome assembly.